Messenger RNA from Elgaria multicarinata webbii, 3999 nucleotides. It is a transcript of the gene PHC1, whose product is annotated as polyhomeotic homolog 1. The transcript has 15 exons. The record is from RefSeq and is a predicted model, not a curated record. The coding region runs from base 134 to 3166 and encodes 1010 amino acids. Gene Ontology annotation, biological process: negative regulation of DNA-templated transcription. Gene Ontology annotation, cellular component: nucleus; PRC1 complex. Gene Ontology annotation, molecular function: histone binding; chromatin binding; zinc ion binding. NCBI's taxonomy places the organism in Eukaryota, Metazoa, Chordata, Lepidosauria, Squamata, Anguidae.
CCCGUGGGGGCCCGUCUGCUCCGCGGCCGCCCCCCCAUGAGGCGGCGCCCCCCCGCGGGGCACAAGCGGGGCCUAGCUGGAGCCGCAGGGCUUGAGAGAAAAUUUCAGGCAGACAACUUUGAGACCCGACAUCAUGGAGACGGAAAGUGAGCAGAACUCAAACUCAGCCAGUGGCAGCUCAGGCUCUGGAGGAAGCACUCGCCCUCAGAUAUCGCAAAUGACGCUCUAUGAGCGGCAGGCAGUACAGGCACUUCAAGCGCUGCAGCGACAGCCCAAUGCAGCCCAGUAUUUCCAUCAGUUUAUGCUCCAGCAGCAACUCAACAGUGCUCAGCUCCACAGCCUGGCUGCAGUGCAGCAGGCUACAAUCGCAGCCAGUCGACAAGCGAGCUCUCCAAACACAAGCACUCCUCAACAGGCAACUACCACGCAGGCUUCGAUAAAUUUGGCGACCACAUCAGCUGCACAGUUAAUCAGCCGCUCGCAAAGCGUGAGUUCACCUAGUGCCACCACCCUGACACAGUCCGUGCUGUUGGGGAACACCACGUCACCCCCUCUAAACCAGUCACAAGCUCAGAUGUAUCUUCGGCCGCAGCUGGGGAACCUGUUGCAGGUGAACCGGACGUUGGGCCGCAAUGUACCUCUUACCUCCCAGCUCAUCCUGAUGCCUAACGGGGCUGUGGCUGCUGUUCAGCAGGAAGCACCGCCCACUCAUUCUCCCGGGGUCCACACAGACACGGACCAGGUGCAGAAUUUGGCUGUUAGGAGUCAGCAGACGUCAGCAGCUAAUGCACAGCUCCAGUCCUCCGCUCCAAAGGCUGCUUUGCCUGGGAAUCCCCAAGCCUCAGUACUACCCCAGGCCACACAUGCUGGCCAGACCUUGACAGUGACGCAAGCUUCUUCUGGCAAUGUAGGCCAGUCGCUCAAUCUCAGCCAAGGGGCGGCAGGAAGUAAUGGCGUUUCUGGGGGGGUGGCAUCUUCUGGGGGGAAUCAUGCUACCUCUGGGCUGAGCCAAGCAACCUCGUCUGGCCCUGGGGGCAGCUGCCAGAGGAAAGGCACUGGUGUGGUUCAGCCUUUACCAGUAGCUUCUGCUGCCCAGGCAGUGACUGUGAGCCAGGGCAGUCAGACAGAGGCAGAAAAUGCAGCAGCGAAGAAGGCAGAAGCAGAUGGUAAUGGUCAACAGACUGUGGGGAUGAACCUGACCAGGACAGCUACCCCAGCCCCAAGCCAGACUUUGAUCAGUUCUGCCACCUAUACCCAAAUCCAGCCUCACUCGCUGAUCCAGCAGCAACAGCAGAUUCACCUCCAGAAGCAAGUCGUGAUCCAGCAGCAGAUCGCCAUCCAUCACCAGCAGCAGUUCCAGCAUCGCCAGUCCCAGCUCUUGCACACGGCCACUCACCUCCAGCUGGCCCAGCAGCAGCAGCAGCAGCAGCAGCAAGCUCCAUCUCUGACCCAGCAGCAGCAGCAGCAGCAGGGGCCCCCACAGGCCCAGCAGCAGGCCCAGCCUCUUCAGGGCCAGCAGCAGGCCCAGACCCUCGUGGUCCAGCCCAUGCUGCAGUCAGUGCAGCUUCAGCAAGACAGCGUUUGCCAGGCCACCACUAAGUCGCCUGUCCCAAUCCAGUCCAAGCCACCCAUCGCCCCUCUCAAACUUCCACAACUCGGUGCUGCCAAAAUGUCAGCAUCCCAGCAGCCCCCCCCUCACAUCCCUGUGCAAGUGGUGGGCAGCCGCCAGCAAGGUUCAGCGCAAGCUCAGGCACUGGGGCUUUCUCAGAUGAACGCCGUGGUGCAGCCCCCCCGGGGCAUGCCAGCGGUCGUCCAGCCUGCCCCCCAGUCCCAUACGGCCGCCUCGUUGUCUCAGGCCUCUUCGGCCUCGUUUUCUUCUUCUUCGCCUCCUCUGCUACAAGAAGCCCCUCCUCCACUCUCUGCUGGAGUCAACGUGGCCCAAGUCCAAGGCAUGGCACAGGUGAAGAGCACGGUUUCGUCUCCAGUCAUGCAGGCAUCGCCGGCAGCCUACUAUGUGCAGCCUGUCCAGUUGCCUAGCAAGCCUCAGACCUUGGCAGUCAAGCGCAAGGCAGAAUCGGAAGAAGAGAGAGAAGAGUCCAAUGCACCAUCUUCUCUCCUGGCUUCCAAAUCUUCCCCUGUGGCUGAGAGUCCUAAAGCCGUGGAAGCGAUGAGUGGCCUUGCAAAUGAUGGGAACAAGGACAAAUCUGAGUCCUUCCCCAGUGCCACCCUAAAUGCACCCCCCCGUGACCCCAGCUCUGUCACUCCUACAGCUGCACCUGUGCCUACCUUGGCCAUGCUGUCGCGCCAGACGGGAGACUCCAAGCCUCCACAAGCCAUUGUCAAGCCUCAGAUUCUUACGCACAUCAUAGAGGGCUUUGUCAUCCAGGAAGGGGCAGAGCCUUUCCCGGUUGGUUGCUCUCAGCUCCUAAAAGAGUUUGAAAAGCCCCUUCAGGGAGGAGCUCCAUCUAGGCAGGCUGAGAACCAGCCUAGCAACUCCCCAGGAGGGGAAAGCAUGACAGCAGAGCAAGAUAAGAAAGGGAAUCUGCUGAAAUGUGAGUUUUGUGGAAAAUACGGCCCAUCCAAUCAAUUCCGUGGUUCCAAGAGGUUCUGUUCUGUAACGUGUGCCAAGAGGUACAACGUCGGCUGCAGCCACCAGCUUCGGCUGCAAAGGAAAAAAAUGAAGGAGCUCCAGGAAGCAAACUACGCCCGUCGGAGGCGUGGGCCUCGGCGCAGCAGCUCAGAGAUUGCUCGGGCCAAGAUCCAGGGCAAGCGCCACCGGGGCCAGGAAGACUCAAGCAGAGGAUCUGAUAACUCCAGUUAUGAUGAAGCUCUGUCCCCUACAUCACCAGGACCCCUGUCAGUGAGGGCCAGUCAUGGAGAGCGAGAUCUUGGCAGCUCCAACAUGACUCAACCUACCCCUGACCUACAUGGCAUCAACCCAGUCUUCUUGUCCAGCAACCCCAGCCGCUGGAGUGUAGAGGAAGUGUACGAGUUCAUUGCAUCCCUACAAGGCUGCCAGGAAAUUGCAGAGGAGUUUCGAUCCCAGGAGAUUGAUGGCCAGGCUCUGCUCCUACUGAAGGAAGAGCAUCUCAUGAGCGCCAUGAACAUCAAGCUCGGUCCAGCCCUCAAGAUCUGCGCCAAGAUCAACAUCCUCAAAGAGACUUAAUGACACAAGAAGCCAGAGUUCUCCCUUCUCCAGCCUGGGACCAUUUCUUCAGGCUCUCAAAACUGGAGGGAAAUUGACCUCUCACGAGCCUGAAUUUUGGUGCUACAUAGGGGAGUCGUAACUCCCUUGGAGGCCUUGAAACGUGGUCUCAAGAGCCUCUCGUGUUGUCAGCAGGUUCUCUAGCCUCUAAAUUGUUCCUGAGGCUAACACAGCAAAGGGAAUAGGAGUUGUUCUGUGCUGGAGAGCACCCUUCCUCACAGUAGUUGCUGGAUUUUCAUUCUCCUUCCCGUGGAAUCUUUCUCCUACACAGAUUCACUUUGCAAGGGUCAAAGCUUGGUUUGUGAGAUUGGAAGAUUCCAUUUGGAGCAUGGAGGGGAAUUAAAGUUUGAAAUGUCAUCUUCUCCAAUUCAUAGUCAAUUGGAAGUCAGUAGCAAACUGACUUCGUACAGAGCACUGGAGGCAAAGCGUUGUAGAUGACUUAAAAGAUUGGAAGUUCUUCAUGCCCAGGAAACCUCCCCAAGACAACUUGAGCACUUCUGACUAUGGCAUCAAAGGGGAUUUCUUUUAAAGAUCUUUAAUCCACUUGUCGUGUCUUGUGUGGUUGGGAAAUAUCAUUCAAGAUCCAAAGGAGAAUCCAAAUGGACUGAGGUUCCAGUGGUUUCUAUCUUGCUUUUAAGCGUUUUCGUUUCUCAGUUUUGUAUCUUGCCCUCUUCCUAUGAGAAUCUAUGGAGCAAAGCUUCUUCUAGCAGGUUUGUAUCCCCUGUCAAAGCCUGUUUAUUUUUGUUUAUUAUACAAAUAUUCUCUUCCUCAGUAAAAUGAAUGCUUCAAAAAGU